UUCACGUCUAAUUUUAGCGAACGCAACAUUACACCACAGAGGAGCAAAGCAAAGAUGGCCACAAGCUGUGCCAAAGGAAACAAGCCUUUUCUCUGCGGAGUCGUAGAAGGUUUUUAUGGUCGACCGUGGUCUACAGAACAACGAUUGGACCUGUUUAACUGUAUGUCUCAAUGGACUCUCAAUUGUUAUUUGUAUGCUCCUAAAGAUGAUGACAAGCAUAGAUCCUCCUGGAGAGAGCUCUACCUUCUUGAAGAAGCUGAUCAUCUUGCAAUGCUAAUAAAGGAAACCAAAGAUCGUGGCAUAGAAUUUGUGUAUGCCAUUGCUCCGGGCCUAGACAUCACUUUCUCUGAUGACAAAGAAGUUGUGUCAUUAAAAAGGAAACUUGAGCAGGUAUUGGCUCUAGGAUGUAAUUCAUUUGCGAUACUCUUUGAUGAUAUUGAUCCUGAUCUCUCAUCUAAAGAUGCUAAAGUGUACUCGUCUGCAGCUCAUGCUCAAGUUACAAUCACUAAUGACCUUUAUUCAUCUCUCGGUGAACCACAGAUAUUCUUAUUCUGCCCAACUGAGUAUUGUGGGUCUCGUGCUGUUCCAAGUGUUAAAGAUUCACCAUAUCUUAAUUACAUUGGAGAGAAUCUUAGACAAGGAAUUGACAUCAUGUGGACAGGUCCAAAGGUAAUCUCAAAGUCUAUCUCCAUAUCGUCUAUUGAGGAAGUGUCUUCAGUCCUGCACCGCCCACCAGUGAUAUGGGAUAAUCUUCAUGCCAAUGAUUAUGAUCAGCGUCGUCUCUUCCUGGGUCCUUACCACGGUCGCUCUACGCUCCUCUACUCCCAUCUCAACGGAGUCCUCACGAACCCAAACUGUGAAUACGGGGCCAAUUACAUACCAAUACACACACUGGCUCAGUGGAAGAAGAGUGGACAGUGUUACUCUGACAGGAUGAGUCAAGAUGUGGCCGGAGGGGGAGAAGGAGUGAGGGCUGGGGAGACGGAGGAAGAAGGAAGGAUGGAGAUGUCUGAUGUUAGUGUUUAUAAUCCGACUGAAGCUCUUGAGAUUGCUCUACACGAGUGGAUGAAUGAGUUUUUAUCGUCAAAGCGGAAACUAGAGGAUUACGGUGGUCCUGCAAAAGACUCUAAAUCUGUUCUUAGAGCUGCAACACAAGACAUGGAGGAACAGUAUGAGGGAGUGAGCAACACUAAUGACAAGAACAGUGGUAUGACUGAUGAUGGGAAGGACCGAGCCUCAUCAGGGAGCUCUGAUAUGGACACAACCUCAGAGAAUAUUGAUGACUCUAUUGACAGUGAGGAUCUACCCACACCACCUUCCACUCUUCACGCUCCUCCUAAAGGAGCCUGUCUCUUUACCAUAAGGGACUUACGGAUCCUCGUUGACUUGUAUUACCUACCACACAUUCACGGUAAAAAAGGAUCCUUUAUAUUAGAGGAGUUUGGUUGGUUGAAGAAGCAUGCGGUGUACUCGGACGUUGUUAAGAAGCUAGAGGAGAGAGGGGGAGGGGAGGGAGAGGUGGGGGGAGAUGAGGAGGGUAAGAGACAGGAAGUGAAGUUAAAGGUGUUGUCUCAGAGUGACGGGGAGGAGGAGGACAGAGAGGAAGAGGAGGAGGAGACACAGACUGGGGAUAAUGAUGAACUGGCUGAGAUAUGGUUGGAGAGGGCACUUAGAUUUCACAAUCUUUGUGAAGAUGUCAAUCUUUGUUUUGAUCACUUGACCACAGUACCAAAUCGAUCACUAUUAUAUGACCUGUAUCAGUACAUGUCAGCAGCAAGAGAAACGACUGCUCUAUUGGACUCCUACAUAUCAUGGCUAGAGGCUGGAGGGAGUCAAGAUCAUCCAAAGCACAAGCCUCAUUCAAGAAUGGGAGGGAUAGUAGCUGAGAUGCUGAGAUUAUUACCGUCUGAUGAAGUGAAAGGAAGGACAUACCUCAUCCGUCCUUAUAGAGAAGAAGACAAAGAUGCUUUAUAUAAGGUUUGUCUUGAAACUGGUGAUAAUGGUAAUGAUGGAACUCAUCUUUUCUCUAAUUUUCCUGAACUCCUGGGAGAUAGAUAUGUAGGUCCUUAUCUUCAUCUUAGUUCUGAUUUAUGUUACGUGUUAGAGGAUCGAGAUGGUCCCUGUGGCUAUAUACUCUCAGCAUUGGACUCACUCAAGUUUUAUAGAGAUUUUGAAACCACGUGGCUACCGAUUGUUACCAGGAAGUACCCAGUGAUAUCUAAAGUGAACACAGAUGAAGAGCAGAAGAUGUUGCAAGAGAUUCAUUCUCCCACUCUGUUUCUACCUAAUGAAUUAUACCAGCGCUAUCCCUCACACCUCCAUAUUGAUAUUAUGAAGAGAGCACAAGGUCUAGGAAAUGGUACUAGUCUAAUAAAAUCACUCCUUAUUAUGUUAAAGGAGAAAGGAUCCUGUGGCGUUCACUUGGAGAUGAGUCCAAAGAAUAAACGGGCACUUCAAUUUUAUUUGAAAUUAGGAUUUAACGUAUUGGACUAUCCCAAUCAUGACUGCCUUAUAUUAGGGAAGGUAUUGUAAUUGUGAUAUUUUGUAAUAUUAUUUAUAUUGGAUUUGGCAUUGUUUUACAUUUA
Messenger RNA from Amphimedon queenslandica, 2585 nucleotides. RefSeq names its product protein O-GlcNAcase-like. Gene Ontology annotation, biological process: glycoprotein metabolic process. The transcript is spliced from 14 exons. The record is from RefSeq and is a predicted model, not a curated record. NCBI's taxonomy places the organism in Eukaryota, Metazoa, Porifera, Demospongiae, Haplosclerida, Niphatidae. Gene Ontology annotation, molecular function: acyltransferase activity, transferring groups other than amino-acyl groups; beta-N-acetylglucosaminidase activity. Bases 55 to 2532 code for a protein of 825 amino acids.